Molecule: messenger RNA, 2904 nt
Organism: Jatropha curcas
Lineage: Eukaryota; Viridiplantae; Streptophyta; Magnoliopsida; Malpighiales; Euphorbiaceae
Product: Calcineurin-like metallo-phosphoesterase superfamily protein
Molecular function (GO): hydrolase activity
Source: RefSeq, a predicted model, not a curated record
AAAUGAUAGCGUGGCAUCCAGGUGUCAUAACAAGAGUGGAUAAUUUCCUCAAUUGAAUCUAGAGAAAUGUAGAUAGUCAAAGCUCACGCCUUUGUAUGAUCAGGCGACUUGGGCUGGGGUGAUUUCAUACAGGACAAUGAGACACCAGCAAUUUUCAUGCUCAGGAGACAUGGGUGUCCUAGUUUUGAUGCUUUUAGGCCUUUUGAUCUCUAUCUCCUCCGUUUCGCUUGCUGCCCAACAGGAAGAAGCUGAGCAAUUGGUUUCCUCACAACCCAAACAAUGGGAAAGCAAGGUGAUAGAAGUGAAAGGAGGUCCAGAAUCAGUAAUAUGGGUGGUGCAGCUCUCUGAUCUCCAUUUCAGUGUCCACCACCCUGAUAGAGCUCUUGACUUCAAGAAAUUCGUUGGUCCUGCUCUUCAAAUGAUCAACCCUUGUCUUGUCCUCAUCACUGGUGAUCUCACUGAUGGAAAAAGCGAGGACUUGUUAAUAAUGAAACAAAAUGAAGAUGAGUGGCUAGAAUAUCAGAAUGUAAUGCAAGAUGUUGUGAAAAGAAGCGGACUUGACAAGAACAUCUUCUAUGAUCUCAGAGGAAAUCAUGAUAAUUUUGGAGUACCUGUUGCUGGUGGUUCAUUUGAUUUCUUUUCAAAAUAUAGCAUUAAUGGGCAACUGGGAAGAAGUGGAAAUGUCAAUAGUGUAACUGUUGAGACUGGCAAGCGCAAGCAUCUAUUUGUUGGAUUGGAUACUACAAUGUCUGUUGGUUUGCGGGGCCCAACUAACCUUUUCGGGCAUCCUACUGAUCAAAUAUUAACUCAAAUAGAUUCUCAACUAUCACAAUGGGAUCUUCAGAAUAAGCCCGUAACUAAGAUAUCCUUUGGGCAUUUUCCACUUUCAUUUUCAGGAUCCUCACAUUCUGGUAAGAGCCUCAAAGAUAUUUUUCUUAAUCAGUCACUAUCAGUGUAUCUGUGUGGGCAUCUUCAUACUAGGUUUGGUAAGAAUUUAAAGCGGCACCACCAGUCAAUUCAAAAUUUUUUGUCCUCACAGAAUCUUUUCCAGUUUAAUAUGCACCAAAUACCUUUCGGAAGUUAUAAAAAUUGUUCAUUUGGAGCUCUACCACCUGAGGAGUUCUGGGAAUGGGAGAUGGGUGACUGGCGGAAGAGUCGAGCCAUGCGGAUUAUGGCUAUUGAUAGAGGUCAUGUUUCAUAUUUGGACAUUGAUUUUAAGUCAGGAGCCAAAAAAACAAUUGUGUUGCCCACAUUUCCACUAGACUCUCGCUUCAUGUCAGCAUCUUCAUGGCAUCAAAAGUAUGAAUGUCAGCAUAUGGUCCCUUCAUCAUAUGAGACAGUCAGAGUUCUUGUGUUUUCUGUUUUUCCAAUUGUGUCUGUUGUUGCUAGGAUCUACGAUGCAAUUCCUGGAACUCUGAACUUGGUCUUGGAAACAUCCAUGACAAAAAUUGAGGGGGAUAUGUCCGGGGGGGACUUUUAUGCGGCUCCUUGGAAUUAUAGAGCCUUUGAGGAUCCAUCUCCUGAUAGAUUUUGGCUGCAAAUAGAAGCAAUUGACAUAAUGGGAAGAUCAACUUUAACUGAACUGAGGCCAUUUUCAGUAAAUGGACUAUAUGCUGAGGUCUCAUGGACGUGGAAGGAAUUUUUUGUUAUGGGUUGUCAAUGGGCUGCCUUGUAUUACCCAAUAUUUUGGUCUACUGUAUAUUUAAUCUUCUUAAUUCUGCUUAUUCCAAAAGUUCUUCUCAUAUUCUCAAGAAAGCAAUACUCCUACAAGUCUUUUAUUGUCGGAAAAGGCUUCUUAAAUGGUAUUAUAUGGGUUUUACAGGAACUCUGCUGGCUUCCUAUAGUAUGGUUUGGUACUUUAGGAUACCUAAUCUACCUUUUGUCAUGUCCCUGGUUUAUUGGGCAAGUUUUCACUGAUGGUGGGGAUAGAGGGUAUAUGACCUACAUGGGAUGGGUGGUGAGAUCACCCAACAACAGCAAAAGACAUGAAUAUAUUGGGUUUCCAGAUAUAAUGGUUGUCGUCCUUCCCCAUCUCUUGUUUGUGGUUUUGCCUGCAAUUUUUGUUGCUGGGGCAUUGGCUGCUGAAAGAGGUAUGCACAAGGAACAUUUUCUUUCUCUUUCAAGGAAGAAAGAAGAUGAUGAUUCCAGUUGGAAGAACAAGAAAUCUCAACUGAAUGAUAAUCGAGGAGGUAGACAACCAAAAAUUUAUUUUGGUCGGAGGUGGAUUCGAAAAUUUCUCUUGGUGAUUUGCCUGGCAAUCUGUUGGAAGCAUUUUAUGAAUUGCAGAGCUCUUAUGAAAGCUUAUGAGAUGAAUCCAUUGUUCCAUUUUCCGGCGUAUGGCCUUGCAAUUCCGGUGCUGUUGGCUUACACUGCUUAUCGAACCAUGAGGAUUUAACAAGUGCUGCAGAAUAUAAGCGUAGCUCGAUACCAUCAAACUUUAUUUAUAUGAUUCUGGAAAGCUAAGUUUUAGAUCCUCUGGAAUAUGGAAGAAGGUCAAUGAUAUCGGACACAAAACUAGUUCCAAAUGCAAACAGCGAAAUUUUGCUGCUAUGAGCUGUGCAUGGUGAAAUGAAUUCAAGUACGAGAACCACUUCUCCAACCAGAUUGUUACUUGGCUGAACUUAAAAACCGAUUCUAGGGGAAAUUUUAACAAAUAAAGUUCAAGUUCUUAUUAAUGUGGUGGGUUACUUGUAGCAGAUGUAGGUUUAGAUACAAUGGGACGUGUGCUCAAAUCGCAGGCCGCUAACAAUGAGACAAUGCACUGUUGAGAUGGAUGCAUGGCAGUUACACUAUCUAGCUGUCUUUACCUUUCUGAACUCUUCUGCAUUACUAUCUGUUGGAAAUUCAAGUUGUUAAAUUGCUGUUUAUGGUUUAUGAAAUUUACUUGAUCUAAGUUACAGAGUU